This is a messenger RNA of Brettanomyces bruxellensis, 1071 nucleotides long. RefSeq lists its product as uncharacterized. The coding region runs from base 1 to 1071 and encodes 356 amino acids. Lineage: Eukaryota; Fungi; Ascomycota; Pichiomycetes; Pichiales; Pichiaceae. Gene Ontology annotation, biological process: intracellular protein transport; vesicle fusion; exocytosis. Gene Ontology annotation, cellular component: plasma membrane; SNARE complex; endomembrane system. The record is from RefSeq and is a predicted model, not a curated record. The transcript has a single exon. Gene Ontology annotation, molecular function: SNAP receptor activity; SNARE binding.
AUGAGCUAUAACAACAACUAUAACAAUCCUUACGCAGGUGGAUCGCGUAAUCCAUAUGGAGGAGCCAGUUCAGGCAAUCCGUAUGGUGGAAAUGCUGCAAACGGCAACACAUAUGCAGCAGCUCCAAAUACCAAUGCAAACAACACGAACAGCUAUGCACAGCCCCGGCAAUACGGAAAUGGGUCAGGCAAUCCAAGCAAUAACUACCAGAGAAGUGCACAAAACGGCAUGAGCAGCCAGAGCAACGCAGCAGGAGCGAACCCAUACCAGAAUUACGAGUUGCAAGGAGAUUCGACGGACUUCUUUUCGCAGAUACAGAACUUGAAGGACGAUUUGUCGGACUACAACGACUUGAUCGACCGGUUGGAGAGGCUCCAGGUGAAAUCGUUGAAUGCAAUUGGAUCGGAGGAGAUCAGCUCGCUCCAGAACCAGAUAGACAGCACGAGUGCCAACCUUGAGGACUUGCAGAAGAACACCAUUAGGCCAAAGCUCCAGAAGCUCUACAAGACGUGUGGCAAGGACACGGAUAAGCAGAGGCAGGCGGAAAACUUGACUCAGCAGUUCAGAACGGCAAUUACCAGACUUGCCAAGAUUGAGGAUGGAUACAACCAGUCAAACAUCCAAAAGGCGGUCGACCAGUACCAGAUUGUGAACCCACAGGCAUCCGAGGACCAGGCCAGGCAGUUUGUCGACCAGGUUGGCAACCAGCAGGUGUUUGAUAACGCGAUUGCACUUUCAAACAGGAAAGGUGAGGCCAUGACAGUCCUCCAGGAGGUCCAGGCUCGGCACCAGGAGGUGCAGCGGACCGAGAAGAUGGCCGCAGAGUUGAACCAGCUCUUCUCCGAGUUGCAGAACUUGGUGUUUGAGCAGGAUGAGAUGUUCGAUUUGGCAAACCAGAACAUUGACGUUGCCCAGGACAACUUGGAGAGGGGUGAUGCAAACGUGAUCAAGGCCAGGGACCAUGCCAAGAAAGGCCGUAAAUGGAGAUGGAUCCUCUUCUGGAUAAUUGUGAUCAUUAUACUCGCCAUUGUUGGGGGUGUUGUUGGUGGAGUUCUCGGAUCGAGGAAGUAG